This is a messenger RNA of Ornithorhynchus anatinus (platypus), 894 nucleotides long. RefSeq names its product CFAP97 domain containing 2 (gene CFAP97D2). The transcript has 5 exons. The coding region runs from base 43 to 675 and encodes 210 amino acids. Lineage: Eukaryota; Metazoa; Chordata; Mammalia; Monotremata; Ornithorhynchidae. The record is from RefSeq and is a predicted model, not a curated record.
UGUCCCUCUCUCUCUCUCUCUCUUUCCCUCCCUGUUUCGGACAUGGAGAUGGCCCGCGCUUCCCAGACACCUCUGCCUUGUAGCAGCAAAUAUCUGCAGAGAAAGUGGGACAAAGCCCAUUAUGAGCAACACAAGAAAAAGAUCCAGACGGCAAGACCAGAGGUGGAUACCCAAGCUCCCUUGACCUUUGGCCAUCUUCACUUGAAGCUCAAGAAGCUGAAGCUAGAGGAGGAGAGGCUUUCGGUGAUCGAGAGGGAUAACGGUUUGCUGCUGGAGAAGAUGGCCUGCAUCAUGAGGAGCGGGGGCCGCAUAGAUAACCACAACAACUACAAGUGCAGAAGUUUAAACAGGGAAAAGCGAGAGCGGGAAAUCUCCCGCGUGAGCAAGGAGAAUCAAGCCCUCCUGCAAAGGAUCAUGAAACGGGAACCUCAGUAUCAAGUGAAAAAAUGGCAGGAAGAUUGGCAAGUGUUGGAAAGAUACAAGAAUAAUAUUAGAAGAUACCCGCUUGGAGGCUGGGAUGUGUGCAAAUGGAAGGAAUCAAAAUUCAACAAAAGGGGGACAAACCAGGCCCAGAAGGCCAAGCAGCAACAAGAUGAGGACGGAGAAGGCAAACUGAUGGAGGAAGAACCAGGAUUCGGGCCAAGAGGAUGUGUUGGGGAACGAUGCCCCCAGUAGAUGAUUGCUGACCCCCUUCAGCAGUGAUGCCAGGGCCAGAGAUGACAGCGAAGGAAGCAGUAAGACCUUGGUCGAGUCACUUUACUUCCCCGGGCCUCAGUUCCCUCAUCUGGAAUAUGAGGAUGAAGACUUGUGGGACAUGGACUGCGUCCAACCCGAUCAGCUUGUAUCGACCCCAGCGCUUCGCAUAAGUGCCUGGCACGCGGUCGUCGCUUAACA